CAUGUCGUACACUUUCUUCAGAAUGCUUUUCAAAAUGAUUUUUGGGGAAACAACUUGACAUCAAAAGAUUCACAUAAAAGUUAUCGACCAUUGACAACUUUAACAUUUGCUAUUCAACAUCAUCUUGAAGGUAUCUUCAAUAGUCAAUCGAUGAAAACAGUGAAUCUCGUUAUCCACAUAAUCAACUGUUGUUUGAUGCUUCAUUUUCUUAAAGCAAUAAUUGCUGAUAGAAAACUUCGUUUCUUGUCCGUCUUGAUAUUUUCCCUUCAUCCUAUUCAUGUUGAAGCUGUGAGCGGAAUCGUCAGUCGAUCAGAUCUGAUGGCAUGCUUCAUAUUUCUGCUAAGCGGAAUUCUUUACUUUAAUGUCUUUUAUAAAGACUCAAACUCGUUUAACAUAACUCAUGUCUGUUAUCUGCUGUGUGUUGGAGCAUUGGCCGCAAUAGGUAUUCUCUUCAAAGAGAAUACAAUCACAAUAAUGCCGAUGCUUGCGACGAUAGACUUCAUAAGAAACUUCAAAAAACUCAAGCAAUUUCUUCCAAAAGCUUUAGUAUUAAGAUUAAUAAUAUUAGUAGUUUUAACUCUUGUAAUACUCGUAACACGUUUAAAGAUACAAAAUUUCGAAACACCGACUUUUAGAAGAGAAGACAAUCCUAUUGCUUUUGCUGAUGAUUCAACGACAAGAAUUUUGACGCAAAAUUAUCUUUAUGCUCUUAACUUUUAUCUUCUCCUGGUUCCUGAUUGGUUGUGCUUUGAUUGGAGUUUUGAUUCUAUCGAUUUGAUUCAUAAGUUCAACGAUUCGAGGAUUAUCUUUAUUGUGAUAUUUCAUGUUUUCUUAGCGACGAUCGUAUUUGCAGGAUUUAAGCGAAAAAAAAUUCUCAUUGCAUUGUCGCUUAUGGUUGUACCGUUCUUGCCAGCUACAGGAAUAAUUAAAGUUGGAUUCGUGGUAGCUGAAAGAAUUCUUUAUAUUCCCUCCAUCGGAUUUUGUCUUCUUAUUGCCAUCGGAUUGAGAGAUUUAUUGAAAAAAUUUUCAUCACAAAAAUAUUUUAUUUAUACAAUUUUCUUCAUCUUCCUUGCUUUCCAUGGGCUCAAAACGUAUCAUCGAGCAAUGGAGUGGACAAAUGAACACAAAUUAUUCUAUUCAGCUCUUAAAGUUGUACCGAAAAACGCAAAAGUUUAUUAUAAUGUUGCAAGAAUCUCAUCUGAAGUUCAAGAUAUCGAAACAUCAUUGAAAUUUUACAGAAAAGCAAUUCAACUCCAUCCAAAUUAUGAGUCAGCUCACAUGAAUUUAGGAAAUCUGUAUCGAGAGCUUCAUGAAUAUGAAAAAGCGAAAUUUCACUUAAAACGAGCUGUUGGAAUUCUUGAAGAAUUCCCAACAGCAUGGAUGAAUCUUGGAAUUGUUCAAGCUGUGUUGAAAGAACAUCAGGAAGCAGAAGAAAGUUACUUCAAAGCAUUGUCAUAUCGAAAGAAUUACGCAAAUUGUUACUACAAUUUAGGCAAUUUAUACAUCGACACAAAGAACUUUUCAUCAGCAAUCUCAAGUUGGAAACGUGCAAUAUCAAUAAAUCCAAAUCAUAAGAAAGCGUGGUCAAAUAUUCUCGCUUAUUACGACAAUCAACUGAAUAAUCAUGACGAUGUUUUAAAAUAUUCUGAAAUUGCUUUGAAUUAUCUGCCCAAUGAUGCGAACAUUCUUUUCUCACGAGCCAACACAUUUGGAAAACUUUCACGUUUCAAUGAAGCUGAAGCGAUCUUCAAACAAAUCAUUGAAGCUGAACCGAAAAAGUCAAUUUUCUAUGCUAAUCUUGGUGUUCUUUAUCAUCGAUGGGGAAAGAAGGAAUUGGCGAAGAAAAAUUACAAAAUCGCUUUGUCUCUCGACGCUAAUUUAAAGAAUGCACAAACAAAUCUCAUAAAACUGCAAGGACUUUCUUAA
Clunio marinus is the source of this 1926-nucleotide messenger RNA. The record is from the annotation of a GenBank genome assembly. NCBI's taxonomy places the organism in Eukaryota, Metazoa, Arthropoda, Insecta, Diptera, Chironomidae.